GGAAGAGAACCUGGACCGGAUUCUGGAAGCUCGCAAUGAGGCUGCCGACCACGUGCGCGGCCGCGGCGCCGCUCUGCUCGCACGCCUUGACCGCAUGUUCUUCGAGGGCAGCAUUUCGGUCAAGGAGAACGCGAUGCGCGCCGAUCUCUUCGCAGCACUAGCGCGGAUCGACGAGCUGGCAAUUGAGAAAAUCCUCACGGCCUGCGCUGCGAUCGUGGCAUUGCCUGACGACGGCGAGCGACCGUACGCGUGUUGGGCACAGCGACUGCUGCGCGAGCAGCCCGCGGACGAUCCAGUGCUGUUGAGGACUAUCGCAACCGACGCGGAGUGGCAAUCACUGGCCCUUCAGCUGCACUUUACACUGGACAAGUUCGCGACCAGCAACGUCAUUUCUGCGCGCACCGCACCGCUGGACAUGGAGCUGGAGGCGUACGAUGCGCACGUCGGCCGCACCUGGACGACGCUCCGCGAACGCAAGCUGGCUUCGACGGACAGCAAGCUAGCACUCUCACGCCAUGACAAUGUCUUCCGUCUCAAGACGACGCCGUUCUCCAGCAACGCAGCCAGCCGCCGGUCGAACCGCCGCAGCUCCGCUGCGAGCAGCCCACUUCAUAGCCGCCGCCCCAGCAAGGCCGACCUCACGGCUCACUCCACUCCUUCGUCCUAGAUGGGCAAACCCUUAAGCAGAUACAAAGGCUUAUGAAUGCUUCUGCUGGUGUUAAGAUAAAUGUCGGCGCCUUUGAUAUAUACUUCAGAUGUGUACUAUUGCCACGGCUCCGCGGUUGCUCAAUGGGAUAAAACUCCUACCUGCAGAGAUCAA
Tilletiaria anomala UBC 951 is the source of this 820-nucleotide messenger RNA. RefSeq lists its product as uncharacterized. The annotation marks the transcript as partial. The record is from RefSeq and is a predicted model, not a curated record. Lineage: Eukaryota; Fungi; Basidiomycota; Exobasidiomycetes; Georgefischeriales; Tilletiariaceae. The transcript has a single exon.